Molecule: messenger RNA, 4698 nt
Organism: Trichoplusia ni (cabbage looper)
Lineage: Eukaryota; Metazoa; Arthropoda; Insecta; Lepidoptera; Noctuidae
Gene: Stacl
Exons: 21
Coding region: 1131-4235 (1034 amino acids)
Biological process (GO): skeletal muscle contraction; positive regulation of voltage-gated calcium channel activity; positive regulation of protein localization to plasma membrane
Cellular component (GO): extrinsic component of cytoplasmic side of plasma membrane
Molecular function (GO): protein binding
Source: RefSeq, a predicted model, not a curated record
AUAAAAUACUAUCGGAUUUAAACAGGUUAAUGUGUAUUACACCAUGUUAUUAGCAACAGAACGAAAAUACGGCGACCUUUUAAUAUUGCAGGGAGUUCGCAUGUCAGUUGAGCGGAGUGCAUGUCAGGCAGGGUUGCCGGGUCGGGCGCACGGGCGCACGGAGUAACCCGCGGCAGUCCCUCGUCGACCAGCGCGCCCGCCGCCUGCCGCGCCCGCCGCGCCUCGCUCGCGCGCCCCACACACAUGGACUACGAUCGACCAAUCGAACCUCCACUUUAUUUUAUAAUCACCACCUUACCAACCCCCAACAUUCACUUCACCAUCAUCGAACGAACCCUACGAGCUUAAAAUGACAAUCAAAAGCCAGUUGCGAGAACUUUUGACGACUUCGAAAAACUCUUAGUGAUUGUCAUAACCCCACUUGACAACCCCGCUUCAAAGUUUUUUUAUUGUUCAAAAAUGCUUCUCAGAGUAAAAUUAUAUCGGAACCUAUUUAUACACAAGAAACGACUGAAAUUUUCUGAUUGCAACCUUUAAAAAGUUUACACACGGUUUAUGAACUAUUUACACUGUUUUACAAAUAGUUUUGGACAUUAUUUUUAUCCUUCGUAAAAACUACCCCUAGAACUUUAAGCAACUAUGACCAAGACAUUUAAAUAAACAUAAUAUAAGUGUGCGUUUGAACUAAAUAGUAUUAGAAGUGUUGAAAGACAAUUAAGUGUGUCAAUAGAUUAGUUUUACUUUAAGACUAAUUAGUGGGUGUUUUAGUGUAUUUCUAAAUAAUCAUCCUACCCUACGGCUAUCCAUAUUUAAAUUGGUUGAAGAUUCGUAAUACGGAAUUGGCAGACAUUACACGAAGAAAACCCCUACCCUUCCUACUAUGGCUCAAGAUCCCGUCCAUAAAACAUUCCUUAAUCGUUCUUCAACUUACAUCGUAGUGCGCAAAAGGCAACUUAACAUUUAAAAACAUUCCAAUCAAUUUAGACCUUCAAAUUAUUCCCGUGUAAAUCAAACGAAGGAUAAAAUACGGAACAGGGUUACACGUCACUAAAUCUCAGUAGUGACUCAAUCGACGCGCGUAAACCUCUUCGGAGGGCGCGAGGGGCCUGCGCAAUGCGGUCUCGCCAGGGAUGUACGUAAUAUAUCCUGCGGAUGAAGUAGUUUCCCUGACAUACAGGUCGCAAUCGCUGCCACGGCCACGGCAGCGGCCUACGCUUGACAUAAUCUACGGGCCGCCGCCGCGAGCGCCGACCAGCGCGCAACCCCCGCCCCGCACCCCCACCCUCAUCUGCGAUCAAACCCACCUCAAAACGGCGCCCCCGGAGCCACCAGAGCGCGCGCCGGCCUCGCCGACGCCGUCGCUCGAGCGCCCAAAGCUGCGCGAGCGCACUAAAGCGAAGCUGCUCAAAAAGCUCGGUCGCCAUGAGGAUAAUGAAUUCGGCAAAAUUGUUAGAACCCCCGCUCCCGAUGAGUUCGAAUUGCCCGCUCCCCUUCCUACUCCAGCGUUCUCGCGAAAAAACAUUUUCGACCGCAACUUCGACGCACUGUUCGAGGUUGCAAAUUCUCCACAAUUUGGGGCACACAUCCGUGUAACAACACCAGAACCGGAUCGACGCUCAGAUGUUUCCGCAGCGCACUUUCCAUCUCCGACCGCGUCGUCACUGAGCCUCCUUCCACCAAGGCCCCAUUCCGAGCCGAGUUCGUCUCCGGCCUCAGCUCGUACCUCCACGCCUUCGACGCCACCUACGCCACCACGGCCACCUGCUGAAGGUCCGAACUCUAAAUCGAAGAAAGUUAGUUUCUUCCGUAAGCUGAGUCGAGCGAGAGAGGCGACGCCAUCGCGUUCCUCCACCAUGCAGCAGCAGCCGUCGGUGGAGAUGGCGCUGCGGGAACUCACGCACCCCACUCAUAAUGAACAGCUUAAGAACCAACAGCAAGUCACAUUCAAACUUGUCAAAACAGUGGUGGACUUCACGACGCAGCUCUCGCAAGCGUACGAGAGACACUCAUCGGAGAUGCAGAUCCUUGUGGCGAACUUCCGCAAGCGAAGCAGCGAGCUGAGGAAAGAAAGAGCAACGUGCCCAUCAUCGCUGUUCCACACUUGGGAGACGCUUCUCCAGGAGGUGGAAGCCGAUGUCCUCGGGUACAACAACGCGGCGCAGUCGCUGGAGCGCCUGGUGGCGACCCCUCUCAUAGAGCGCUCCUUCCACAUGAAGGUCCAGGCACGCAAACUGUUCGCCCAUCGAGAAGGCUGCGAAGUCAUUCUUGGAAAGGCUGACGAUCAACUGACGAAGAGUCGUCAAGACUACAGAGGAGCUUUCUUGAACUACUGCAACAACCCGACGCCCGCGACGCUGGCCACAUACUACGACUCGCACAAUACGUACGUGCAACAGCUGACUGCCACCAACGCCAUGCUGGACCAGUACCACAAGCACACCCUGCCGACGAUACUGCAGGAAUUGGAGGAAAUAUUGACCGACGUAACUUCAGCAGUCAGUGAAGCCAUUUGUCAAGAGGGAGAAAUUAUUACGGAUAAGAGCAACAACCAGCUCCGUCGCUAUGAGUCGCUGUGCGCCCAAGCGCGAGCAGUGUCCAGUACUGCUGACCUGGCGCACUUGGCUCGCACGCUGCUCACAGCACAGCCGCCGAUGCGACCACCGAAGAGGGCCUUCCUACCACCCUACCCUCCAGAAGCCGACGACCCGCCGCUGGAAGUACCUGCGGAGAGCAUGCCGCCCAUUUUGCGCGGUGAGAUACUCCUGGACCGGAUGGGCGCACAAGCGCGCGUUAACUACGAGCAGCUCAAGAAAGAUGCAAUGGAUCUAGAAUUGCAGAUCAAACAGUUACAGGACGGACUCGAUGCACUCGCUCGUCACCAAAGCAGGGGCAUUGAAAGCAAUCUGUACAACAAAGUUAAUGAAAUACAGGAAGAUAUUUCAUUGAAGAAAUAUGAAUACAGGGCGACGCAAUUGCAUCUAGCUGCAGUAAGAGCUCAGAGGGAAUUGUUUGCGGCAAAAGCAGACAGCGGAGCGGCAGCGGUAGAUCGUAAACUAUCGUCAUCGUCGGCUGGAAGCAUGAAGAAUAAGUGGUUGAAGGCUUUCCGCAGCCUGAAGCCCCCCAGCGCCCCCCCACCCCACGCCGCCCCGCCAGACAAGAGGAACGGAGCAGCAAGAGACGCGAUGCGAGGUGGUGGAGAUUCCGAAGCGCAUAACUUCCAAGAAUACACGUACAAGAAAAUAACUCCUUGCGACGUUUGCUCACAAGUCCUUAGAGGCCACACUCGCCAGGGGUUGCGUUGUCGAUUAUGUAAGAUGAACGUGCACACCGACUGCAUGCCUCAAGUAGGCAAGUGCCAGACUAAGUCUCGACUCCUACGCAGGCAGAAGAGCACUUCCGAGAUAGAGUCUCACAGAGUACUAGAGACAGCCUUCGACGAUGAAAGUUCAAUGAAGAAUUCGAAGAGUGCCCAAAUGUUGAGGCAAGCAGACCGCACCAGUCCCUUACCUGCGCCGCAUUCUCCGAGACGUCAAAAGUUGAACCUUAGAAUGAAGAGUUUGUCGCUGGACUCGCCGGAGUGUGGCGAGCUGCGGCGGCGGCCGGCGCGGGACCAACCCUCGCAGGGCAGCCGCGUGCUAUGUAAUUGCAGAGCAGCUUGCAUGAGGCAUGGCUUUAAUAGAAUGAAUAACUACUCAAUUCAUAGCUAUACACGUUCAUCUCCGUCGUCACCGGUACAUAGCCGGAGACUGUUGAGCGCGCGCGGCGGCAGGAUGAGCAGUGUGGAGCUGCCUGAUGAGCCGGACAAGAGUCUGUCAUCGAACAGUGCGAGCCCUUGUCCCUCGCCGGUCAAACAACAGAGCAAACAUCAACGUCUCCUGCCAACAAACUUGUACGUGAUCCUUUACAACUUCAAGUCUCGCCACGCCGACGAGCUGGAUCUUAAGGCUGGGUACAAGGUCACUGUGAUCGAUACCUCGGAUCCUGACUGGUGGAAGGGCAAAUGCCUCGGCAAGAUCGGAUACUUCCCUUCCAAGUACUGCACUAAGCUUCAAGCCGGGGAGAGGCCGCUGCAAGUGACGCAUAAUCUACAGGUAUCAGAUGGCGACAACGGAUUGAUGCUGCUCCGCGAUCAGAUCGUGAUCCAAGUCGGUGAUGAGGUUGACGGUAUGGUGAUGAUCCGCUCCGGGGAUAACCGCCAGGGCGUUUGUCCGGUUAAAUUUCUACAGGAAGUGUGACGCUUUAAGCUGCCGAAUUUCCAUUUUAUAAGAAAACGUGGCUCUCUAACUGACGAAACGAUACCUAUACGAUAUGAACCAAAGACAAUCCGGAGUGCUCCAGUGACGCCGUGCGACAGCGAAACAUCCACGUGGUCGGAAAGAAACCGUAGUAAACACAGCUACGAAUUUCCCUCAGGAUACGCAUCUAGCUACGGCGACUACGAGAAGUCUAGCUACGAUACCUACGACAAAUCUGGCUACGAUUACACUAAAGCAAGCUAUGAACCGUCUACAUCUUCAGCUUCGCACAGUAAAGCGACUUACGAAUCUGGAGCAUACGAGAAGGGUUACGAGGCAUCGUAUGAUAAGGCGGGUUACGACGGUUACAAUAGGGGGGAUUACGAAAGGUCUACAGGGUAUGAUAAGGGGGAUGGUUACAAGCACAGUUACGAGUGCGAGGGCGCGUGGUGGCGGCGCGGGC